AAAUUAGAUUUUUGAAUAUUUUUGUUUAAUCAAUUUACAUGUUUUGUUUAAUCAUUUACUAGAAUAAUGGACUCAUUGGAAUGCACACAUUGCAAUAAAAUCUUCCAGAACAAGUCAGUACUAAAUCGCCACUUACAAUCUCAUUUAUCUCUCAAGCCACAUCAGUGUAAAAUAUGCGAUCAGAGAUUUACUCAAAAAUCUUCUCUUGAAAGACAUCAACUAACUAUUCAUAACAAGGAAAAAAAUUUUAAGUGCCGAAAAUGUAAUUUAAAAUUUUCACAGAAAUAUAAUGUUGAAAUUCAUAUGCAACGUGCUCAUUUAGCAAAAAAGAAAGGUGUUGAAAAACAUUCAUGUCCUAAUUGUUCCUGCGAAUUUAGUAAGUUAAAUAGCUUAAAUCGGCAUAUAUCACAGAUACAUACAAAUUUUAACAAAUCUACUGAUUCAAACAAUGAUUCUAUCGGAAAUUUAAUUGAACAAUUAAAAAUGUUGCAGCAGAACCCUAUAAAUGUUGGUUUUGAUUAUAUGGAAUUGCAAACAGUUCCAGAAAAAUUAUUGUCGGAUUCACAAGAAGAAGUUUUAAAUAUAAGAGAAAAUUGUGAAGUUCCAAAAGAAAGUCAAGAAAAAAGAAAAGUAAUUGAAAAGGAGAACUUAAAAACUUUACUUAAUUUUCCCUGUAUAGAGUGUGGAAGGGUAUUUCAAAGAAAAUUUGAUCUGGUUAGACAUAUUAGAAUUCAUAGAAAAAUACGACCCUUCUCUUGUACAAAAUGUGAUAAAUCGUUUACUUUAAAGUGUAUCUUGGAUAGACACAUGAAAACCCAUGUUGAAAUGGAAAGGAAAAUUCAAUGUAGAUUUUGUGACAAAAAAUUUAUUUCACAAGUAAAACUUGAGAAGCAUAAUAGAAUUCACAUUUUACCAAAAUCUUAUAUGUGUAUGUUGUGUGCAAAAACUUUUAAACUAAAACAGAAUCUUGAAAGUCAUCAAAAACUUCACGAAUUCAACAACAUUCGCGAAGAAGAAAUUGAAAAACGAUUAAUUCCACCCAUAAUGAUAACUGAUAAUCCUCUUUUAGAAAAUGUGGAAUAUAAAUAUAGUUGUACUAAGUGCGUACUAAAAUUCAAAUCCUUAGCACAUUUAAGAUAUCAUGAAGCUAAACAUAUUGGAAUAAAAAAAUUUAAGUGUAAUAUUUGCGAAAGGCGUUUCCUUACAAAAAGUUCUUUGACAUGUCAUCAAUUAGUUCAUAAUUCAAUCCGUCAAUUUAAGUGUCAAAUAUGCUUAGCUAAAUUUAAAACCGCAUCAAACCUUAGAAAUCAUUUACUUAUUCAUAGUAACACAAAAAGUUUUCUUUGCGCCUAUUGUUGUAAAACUUUCAGAAGAAAAAUGAGUUGCCAAAAGCAUUUAAAAACUCAUAUCAAAGAUGUUUUAUUAGAAUCUGAGCCUAUAUUCUCAGAAGACAAUCCGAACAUUAAAGAAGUACAAAGUUUGUCCAGGGAGGUUUAUGUAAAAUCAAUCAAUGAUACAGCAUUGGAUACAUAUGAUAAUUUACUUCAUUCUUGUACCAUAUGUAAAAAGAAUUUUAAAAAACCAAAUGAUUUAGAGCGUCAUAAUAGAAUACAUAACAAAGAAAAACCAUAUCGCUGUGAUAAAUGUGAUAAAUCUUUUACUUUAAAAGGAACACUAAACACACAUAUGAAAAUUCAUGAAGAAAAUCGAAUUAAAGUUAAUUGUACAGUAUGCGGUAAAUAUUAUGCAACUCAAUCAGCAUUACAAUUGCAUUUAAGGAUACAUACUGGUGAAUUACCAUUCAAGUGUGAGCAUUGCCCAAAAAUGUUUCGAACUGCUGGUCACAAAAUUGCUCAUUCAAAGCAGCAUUUAAAGAAAAGAAAAUAAAGUAAAAGUGUGUAUUCAUAUACAAUAUUUUGGUACAAAAAAGUGGAAAUACAAAUUUCCAUGUAAAGUUAGUAUUAAAGAAUUUUAAUUUGA
Molecule: messenger RNA, 1980 nt
Organism: Condylostylus longicornis
Lineage: Eukaryota; Metazoa; Arthropoda; Insecta; Diptera; Dolichopodidae
Product: zinc finger protein 236-like
Exons: 6
Coding region: 67-1887 (606 amino acids)
Source: RefSeq, a predicted model, not a curated record